Molecule: messenger RNA, 2554 nt
Organism: Chondrus crispus (carragheen)
Lineage: Eukaryota; Rhodophyta; Florideophyceae; Gigartinales; Gigartinaceae
Exons: 2
Coding region: 1-2352 (783 amino acids)
Biological process (GO): post-transcriptional tethering of RNA polymerase II gene DNA at nuclear periphery; RNA export from nucleus; protein import into nucleus
Cellular component (GO): nuclear pore cytoplasmic filaments; nuclear pore
Molecular function (GO): structural constituent of nuclear pore
Source: RefSeq, a predicted model, not a curated record
AUGCCAGCGGAAGGAUCCCGCGCCGCCAAGUGGCAACUCUCCCAACUCUCCGACAGCGCCUCCGGCUCAUCCUCCGAAGCCGGCAAGUACCUCACCAUAUCGGCCAUGCAUCCGUUCCGAUCUUUCUCCGUCGAGGAGAUCCGCCUCCACGACUACUCCCGCGGCGACAAAGGCGCCGACCAACCGCAGCCCGUCUUUGGCGCCUUUGGCUCACAGCAACAACAGCCCUUCGCCGCGACUGGUUUUGGAGCCUCCGCUGCGCCCGCUUUCGGCGCCUCCUCAGCCUCAGGCUUUGGCUCCACAAUUUUCGGCGCUUCUCAGUCCGCCUUUGGCGGUGGCGCCGCAGCCACGCCGGCUCCUUCGCUCUUCGGCAGCUCUGCGGCUUCGUCACAACCGAGCCUGUUCGGCGCGCCGGCGCAACCCAACACAGGCGCUUCGCUUUUCGGCGCGCCGGGGCAACCGAACCCGACCCCCAGUCUCUUCGGGGCGCCGGCACAGCCCAACCCGGCCGCCCCCAGCCUCUUCGGCGCCGGGCAGCAGCAGCAGCCCAACACAGCUGCCUCGCUAUUCGGCGCCCCCGCGCAAUCCGCCCCCGUAAGGCUGUUUGGCGCGCAGCCCGCGUCAUCAGCGUUUGGCGCCGCGCCUUCGUUCGGGGCUGCCGCGCCCAAGCAGAGUGCACCAUCGCUGUUCGGCGCUUCCACGGGCUUUGGGGGCUUUGGGGCUGCGUCGCAGCCCGCGUCAGGGGCGAGCUUGUUCGGAGGCGGAAGCUCUGGCGCUUCGCUCUUUGGCAAUACGGGGGGGAGCUUGUUUGGAAGCACCCCUGCCACAAGUGCGUUUGGCGCGACUAGCGGUAGUUUGUUCGGGGGGAAUACUGCGGGGUCUCUCUUUGGGCAAGGGGGGCAAUCGGGAUUUGGCAAGCCUAGUGCUGGCGCCUUUGGGAUGGCCGGUGCCUUUGGCGGACAGUCGCUGCAACAGCAACAGCAGGCACACGGGCCCUUGGAGGCCUCCUUGACUGCCAAUCCAUUCGGGGAAUCGAAUCUUUUUUCGGGUGUCGCGGCAGCGGCGCGUUCUAUGCCUGGUGGUGCUGGAGCGUCUGUUAUCAAUACAGCAGUUGCUAUAGGUCAGACGCAACCGAAAGCCGUUAGUGUGGUUGUGAAGACGCCGACAGAACCAUAUCGUCGAACUAGAGCUUCGGAGGUGCUCGCCAAGCACAAUGUACUUCGGCGGAGAGAUCCUGGCAGUGGCUGGUUUGCGGCGUCACCAAUGCGCCCUUGGCGCGAGAGUGGAUCUGUGUUCAAUGUUGGCACGGUGCUUCGGCCCAAGACGAACCGCAGAGGUGGGUUUGGAAGGCCACAAGCGGUGAGAUAUGACGUCACGCCGUGGCGAACGGAGGAGCAGCGACUCAAGGCGGCAAAUAUAAAGAGACUGGUUGUUGAACCUAUGACCAACGACCCGAUCUUGAAUCGAAAUCGACAGUUUCAGGAUGGGCAAGACUCCGAGCAAAGCGGGGCAGGUGAGAGAGGUGCUUUGGGUGAUGACAUGGAAACAUCUGACGGAAGACCAAGUGAUAUAAACGGAAGAAAUGAAGAUCCUUUUGGAUCAUUUGAACCCGGAACAGAAUCAGCCACACAAGAAGCCGUAGCAGAGGGCAUUGGUGAGGUCAUUGGUGACGGAGACGAUGAUGCUGAUCAAGGAUUACCUCGCAGCACUCAGUAUCAUGAUGCUCACGCUUCCGGCCUAGCUCACGAUGAUGACGGAUCAUCUCCUAAUGUACGCCAGGAAAGUGACGAGAGGAGCACAGGACCGGCUGUUGAAUAUACAGAAGUUGCGCAAAAAGAACUCUCCGCGUCCAAAACGAGAUUGAGUCUUGGAGCUAAUCGAAACAGGCGUUCUUGGAGGCGUGGUUCAGUUCACAUGCCAACAUGUAAUGACCCAGAGUACUACAUGAUUCCUACCCAUGAUGAACUAGCGAAGAUGUCGAGUGAUGAAUUGUCGAAGGUUGAUGAAUUAACUAUCGGAAAGAAGGGUUUGGGAGAAAUUUCUUGGUUGGAACCGGUCGAUAUGCGUGGUCUAGACAUAGAUCAAGUUGUCCAGAUCAAGAAACGCGAGGUCAGCGUUUAUCCACGUGACGACGACGUACCCGCUGUCGGUACGGGCCUGAACAAGCCGGCGAGGGUUAAGCUGUUUGGAAUCCACAAGUUGGACAAACGGACUAACGAACCACUAACAGAUGCUACAACUGCGGCCAAAAUGGUCGGCAAGCUUAAAGCUCAUUGCCAGAAGGAAGGACUCAAGUUUUUGGGAUACGAUGUCAAAACAGGAACAUGGACGUUUCAAUCGAACAGUUUCUAGACUUCGUGGGUCUUGUGUACAUAGCAACAGCUGUGAGCUUUUGGAAAAUUCCACGCGCAAAAAGUUUCGUCUCCUGUUCACUUGACAGUUUCUCGAAGUCCCAAGAGAACGGAACCCCCGACGUUGGUGACAUUUAUUCGAUUCUGCCGCCCGAGCAAGUUAAUAAUAAAGACUACCAGCCAAAGUUUUUGGCUUAGACCAA